Messenger RNA from Prunus dulcis (almond), 3082 nucleotides. Its product is annotated as kinesin-like protein KIN-10A. Gene Ontology annotation, molecular function: ATP binding; microtubule motor activity; microtubule binding. Bases 179 to 2914 code for a protein of 911 amino acids. Gene Ontology annotation, cellular component: kinesin complex; microtubule. The transcript is spliced from 7 exons. Lineage: Eukaryota; Viridiplantae; Streptophyta; Magnoliopsida; Rosales; Rosaceae. Gene Ontology annotation, biological process: microtubule-based movement. The record is from RefSeq and is a predicted model, not a curated record.
UCAAAGUUUGAAUAGAAUUCUGAGAGCCCUCAUUUUGAAAUUUCAUUCCUUUUGUCUUCGUUUCCUUUCCAAGACUCUUCCAUUUCUCUCUCUCUCUCUCUCUCUCUCUCUCUCUCUCUCUCAUCGCCCCCAUCUUCAAGAUCUGUCUGCAACUGAUCUUGAAUCUUUAAUCGUAGUAAUGGCUCCAACGCCUUCUUCUUCCAAAUCCAAUCACAGCCACACAUCUCUGAUGAAGACCCCACAAUCCAAGCAGCGUCUCCAGUUCUUGAAAGCACACCCAUCUCCAAACCCUAACUCUGCCGCAAAAGAACCACCCGCAGAGCACCCAGUUGAAGUCCUAGCCCGAAUCCGAGAUUACCCAGAUCGAAAAGAACCACAACCAACAUCGGUUCUUCAGAUCAAUCCUCAAAAGCAGAGUAUUCGUGUCCGUGCUGAUUUUGGGUACCGAGAUUUCGCUCUCGACGGGGUUUCUUUAUCGGAAGAAGACGAUUUGGGGUCGUUUUACAGCAAGUUUGUUCAGUCCAGGAUUGACAGUGUGAAAUUGGGUGAAAAAUGUACAAUAAUGAUGUACGGUCCUACUGGUUCAGGCAAGAGUCACACCAUGUUUGGGUGUUGCAAGCAACCUGGGAUUGUGUACAGGUCGCUGAAAGACAUUCUUGGCGAUGGUGGAGAAGAUGAUUGUGCGGGUUCUAUGGCUGGGGCCUUUGUGCAGGUCACUGUUUUGGAGAUAUAUAAUGAGGAGAUUUAUGAUUUGUUGUCAAGCAAUGGUGGCGGAGGAUUCGGCUUUGGAUGGUCAAAGGGCAACGGCUCCAAUUCUAAGGUUAGGCUUGAAGUGAUGGGAAAGAAGGCAAAGAAUGCAACCUACAUUUCUGGAAAUGAGGCUGGGAAAAUUUCCAAAGAGAUUCAGAAAGUAGAGAAGAGAAGGAUUGUUAAGAGUACUCUUUGCAAUGAAAGAAGUUCUCGGAGCCAUUGCAUGAUAAUCCUUGAUGUCCCAACCGUAGGAGGACGCUUGAUGCUUGUGGACAUGGCUGGCUCUGAAAAUAUUGAGCAAGCUGGCCAAAUUGGAUUUGAGGCAAAAAUGCAGACUGCAAAGAUCAACCAAGGAAACAUUGCUCUCAAAAGAGUGGUUGAAUCCAUUGCCAAUGGUGAUUCUCAUGUGCCUUUCAGAGACAGCAAACUGACCAUGCUUCUACAGGAUUCUUUCGAAGAUGAUAAAACAAAAAUUUUAAUGGUACUGUGUGCAAGCCCAGACCCAAAGGAAAUACACAAGACAAUCUCCACCCUUGAAUAUGGUGCAAAAGCAAAAUGUAUUGUCCGUGGCCCUCAUACGCCAAUCAAGGAUAAAAUUGGGACUGAAGAUUCAUCUGCUGUUAUUUUAGGAUCAAGGAUUGCUGCCAUGGAUGAAUUCAUCCUUAAACUGCAAAGGGAAAAUAAGCUCAAAGAGAAAGAGCGAAAUGAAGCACACAGGGAGUUACAGAAGAAAGAAGAAGAGGUUGCUGCACUGAGAGCUAAACUUGAGCUUAUGGAAGGGACAGGAUCUGGGAAAAAGGAGGAAGAAAUCAACUUGAAGGUGACUGAAGUGGCCCAGACUCUGAAACUUGAGUUGGAAAAGAAGUUGGAGGAAUGCCAGCGUAUGGCAAAUGAGUUUGUUGAAUUGGAGAGGAGGAGAAUGGAAGAAAGGAUAUUGCAGCAGCAGCAGGAAGUUGAAAUGCUGAGGCGGCGGUUGGAGGAAAUUGAGCUUGAGCUAUGCCGCUCAGGUGAUGGAAAUGGUAAGGAGAGUGGGACAAAGGACCAUGAUGGAACCCAGUUUGCCAAAAGGUUGUUAGGGAUCUAUGCCAGUGAUGAUGCAGGAGGAAUGGUAAAGUCAAUGGAUUUGGACAUGGAUGAUCAAGAACCUUUUGCUCGUGAGGUGAAAUAUGUAGGUGGGGUUGCUUAUCAAUCUGACAGCAGUAUUGUAAAUGCAGUAAACAUUGAUUCUUUUGAACCAAAAUAUGCUGAUAGGGUAUGCCUUAGCACUGUUUUUGAGGAAGAAGAAAUGGAAGAAGAGGAAGGACUUAAGGAAAAUGUGGAAGCUGAAGAAGUGGAGAAAGAAGUUAUAGAGGAAAAGAGAGUGUGCAUGGUUGAUGGGUCUAGCCUCCAGAGUAAUUGUAAUAUGGGAUCCCUGACAUCUUUACCUAAGGAUUAUCAACAUACACCAACUGUGAAUCGGCCAAGCAGAAAUCCAGGGGAAGAUGAUUGCAAGGGGGGACCAGAUGAUAGGCUUGUCAGGAUCCGCAACAUAUUUACACUCUGUGGAAACUACAGAGAGCUCUCUCAACAUGUGACAAGUCCAGCACCUAGUGUUGCAUCAGUUAAAUCAGAAAAUGAGCAGAAACUGACAGAACAGAUAAACAAAAGUCGAGUAUGUGAUGAGAUGGCAUUGGCUUCCAAGGAGAACUACAACCCUUCAGAUGUGGUCACUGAUGCAGAUACUGAAGUGUAUGUGAAAUGGGAGGCUUCAAAAGAGAAUCCAGGGAAGUUCAUUACAACACUUAAGGUUGUAAAAGAUGCAAGCCUUGCUGACCUGCGAAAGUUGAUUGAAAUUUAUCUUGGUGCAGACAAUCAAGCAUUCACUUUUCUCAUGCUUGGGGACCCCACUGGAGCUUCAGUACCAAAGGAGAAGGAAGCAACAAUUCAGGCCACUAAGCUUCCUCUAUGCAACAAUAUAUCAAAUGGCUACCUUGCUAGCUUGAGACCACUGAAGGGAAUGCAAAGCCCAAGUCAGCUCCCUUUAAGUCCUCUCCCAUUAAAAUCACUGGAAAAUAGACUACCACUCACCCCAAGUUCCUGCUUCUCUGUCCAGGGUGAUUGUAUGACACCCAAAGUAGCACCAAACUUAGGUUCUACUCCUUAUAUUACUGUCAGGAGACAUUAGUGGUUCUGAUUGUGUUGGUUGUAAGAAGUGCACUUAGACACUGCAACUUAUGUAAUGAAAACUCCUGUGUCAUACUCAGACAGUGCAACUUUAAACCCUAUUUUGGUUGUUUAACACCCAAAAGUAGGAUCAAACUUGUGUAUUGAAGUUUCUUUUGAUUGUGCCUCA